CAAGCGGAGCAUCUCUGGUCCACGACAACAGCACCGCCGAAUUUACUAUCUGUCCAGAUGGCUUCCAAUCUUCUCCAGCUCGAUUUCGCGAUCCUUGACGUGUUCACCGACACGAAAUACCAGGGAAAUCCACUUGCGGUCGUGCGCGUCCCCAAAACAUGUCCCUUAAGUCAGGAACAAAUGCAGAAGAUCGCGAGGGAGUUCAAUCUUUCUGAGACAACAUUUCUCCACGAGCGUGAGGACGGUCAGUUGGACUCGUGGACGGUAGAUAUCUUCACUACGGUCGAAGAGCUCCCGUUCGCGGGACACCCCACUAUUGGGACUGCAUGCUUCGUCCUUUCGAAUGAGGCCCGUCAUAGUAAUAUAGAGGAAGGAGGGGUUAAAGCCAGGUUCAACUUGAAGGCGGGACCCGUCGAACUUCGAUUUGACGGGAAAAUUGCUAGGGCAGAGAUUCCUCAUGACGUCCACAUCCAUGGAAAAGUUUGGCCCCGGGAAGGACUACUCAAGAUCCAACCGCAACUAGGAGAAGCCUAUCGCAGAGGCGAGGUGCAUCUCAGGGAACAAUACCCUAUAGUGUCGAUUGUCAACGGCAUGACAUUCGUCCUUGUCGAGCUUGAGAGUCUGGAAGCUCUCAAGCUGGUAGCAACAACUUCUUCUAGACUUGGGGCUGAUGAUCUUGAUCAAGGCUGGAGCAGAUCGUUCGUCGGGACGUACUUCUACGUCAAAACGGGAGAGAGUGCGGACGGUGUUAGGUCACUCAGGACCAGAAUGAUUGAAGGUACCCUCGAAGAUCCGGCGACCGGGAGUGCGGCAAGUGAUCUGGCUGCGUAUCUUUCUCUCGUGGAAGGCGAGUCCAAGCAGACGCUCAAGUACGCAAUUACGCAGGGUGUAGAGAUGGGUCGGCGUAGCGAUAUCCACAUCGAUGUGGUCAUGAAGGAGGAGGCAGUGAUCGACAAGGUGUUCCUGGCCGGAGACGCUGUCCAAGUGAUGGAGGGCCGAUUAACAAUCUGAGAGGGCGAGGCUUCGGGUGAGGUGUAGAGAGGCAUUGGACGCAGUUACGCAAGAUGACAUGGGUCGGCAACAUCAGCCGAAGUCUUGGUGCUCAUCCCCCUUGGAAAGACGGGAAGAGGCGUUAGCAACAUUCUUUUGCGGCGCUGAUUCCGGAAUCUUGAAGGCUUGUAUGUAGUAGACCCACGACCAAGACUAAGACCAAGAAUGAGGCCAAGAACCAUCCGCAAGGCGUGUGUUCCGAAAUAGCGGGGCACCAAAGGCUG
Trematosphaeria pertusa is the source of this 1274-nucleotide messenger RNA. RefSeq names its product Diaminopimelate epimerase-like protein. The record is from RefSeq and is a predicted model, not a curated record. Gene Ontology annotation, cellular component: cytoplasm. Gene Ontology annotation, biological process: biosynthetic process. The transcript is spliced from 2 exons. Gene Ontology annotation, molecular function: isomerase activity. Bases 58 to 1011 code for a protein of 317 amino acids. Lineage: Eukaryota; Fungi; Ascomycota; Dothideomycetes; Pleosporales; Trematosphaeriaceae.